Molecule: messenger RNA, 1847 nt
Organism: Leptopilina boulardi
Lineage: Eukaryota; Metazoa; Arthropoda; Insecta; Hymenoptera; Figitidae
Product: FAD-dependent oxidoreductase domain-containing protein 1-like
Exons: 7
Coding region: 100-1680 (526 amino acids)
Cellular component (GO): cytoplasm
Molecular function (GO): oxidoreductase activity
Source: RefSeq, a predicted model, not a curated record
UGAAUCUCCCACCUCCAUACGUAUAUAUAACUCAUUAUUUUUUUUUGAUAUGUGAUUGUUGUUCAUUUGAAAACAAUUCUUGGAGUACUAAGGCUAACAAUGAUUCCAAGAUUUGUGAAAAGUACGACUUUUAUAAAUAGAAUACAAGAUUCUGUUCCCUUGAGACUGUCAAAUGCAUUUUAUUCAUCAAAGACUUCAAAGAGAAGAGGCGAUUCACAAAUUGAACCAUUAAAAGCGCCAAUUGAAAUUAAAUUAGAUGAACCUGAGCAUCCGUUUGAUAAAACAUUUAGACUUAUAAAAAGAGAUUUAACGAAUGUGAAAAAUCGAUGGUUUAACACCGAUAUAAAACGUUCUCGUUUUCAUGGAAGAAAAAUGAUUUGGACAAAGAACGAAGAUUAUCAUGAUUUACCGGAAGAAUGCGAUGUUUUGAUAAUUGGAGGAGCUGCUAUGGGCUCGUCUAUAGCACAUUUUUUGAAAAAAAAAGCUGGAGAAGGUCUCAAAAUUGUUAUAGUCGAAAAGGAUUUAACGUAUUCAAAGGCAUCGACUGUCCUUUCAUUGGGAGGAAUUCGACAGCAAUUUUCUCUUGAGGAAAAUAUUGAAAUGUCUCUAUUUGGUGCUGAAUUUAUUCGCAAUAUAAAUGAUCAUUUGAGUGUUGUUGGCCAGCCACCAGUUGAUAUACAAUAUCGUCCAUAUGGUUAUUUAUUUUUAGCUUCGGAAAAAGGUGCUGAAGAUAUGAUAGAGAAUGCAAAAUUACAACGUGAAUUGGGUGCAAAAAAUAUUCUCCUUAAACCGGAAAAAUUAAAGGAGAGAUUCCCGUGGAUGAAUAUUGAUGAUGUUGCACUUGGUUGUCUUGGAGUUGAAAAAGAAGGAUGGUUCGAUCCAUGGAGUUUUUUGUAUGCAUUCCAAAGAAAAUGUCUCAAUCAAGGGAUCUAUUAUGUUGAAGCCGAAGUUAUUGGUUUUUUGUUUAAUAAAUUAACAAAUACAAUUUAUGCCGAUUCAAAAGAAAUUACUGGUCAAUUGGCGCAAGAUGUAAUUAUUCAAACUUCUGACGGUAAACAGAGAAAAAUUCAAUAUUCUCAAUGUGUAAUUGCAGCUGGACCAAAUAGUGGAGAAAUUGCUAAAAUGGCAAGAAUUGGAAGUGGUCCAGGUGUUUUAUCUGUUCCUUUACCAGUGGAGCCAAGAAAAAGAUUUGUCUACUGUUUUCAUAGUCCCGAGGGUCCUGGGAUAAAUCUUCCGAUGACAAUUGAUCCAUCUGGAACAUAUUUCAGGAGAGAAGGUUUAGGUGGAAAUUAUAUUUGUGGACGAUGUCCAAAUGAAAAUCACGAGGAACCAAACGUUGAUAAUCUUGAAGUUGAUCAUGAAUUUUUUAAUGAUCAUGUAUGGCCUAUUCUUGCCAAACGAGUAAAAGGAUUCGAAAAUUUGAAGGUAAAAUCAUCGUGGGCUGGAUUUUAUGAAUACAAUCAUUUCGACCAAAAUGGAGUUAUUGGUCUUCAUCCCUAUUAUCCGAAUAUAUAUUUUGCAACAGGAUUCAGUGGCCAUGGAAUUCAAAAAUCACCAGCUGUUGGUCGUGCAAUUGCAGAAUUAAUUAUUGAUUCAGAAUAUUCAACAAUUGAUUUAACUAGAUUAUCUUUUGAAAGAUUCAUUACAUUAGAACCAAUGAGAGAGAGGAAUGUUGUAUAAAAUUAAUUUGCCUAUAUAAUUUCAACGCAAUAGAUUAAUUUCAAUGAAAUCAGUACUCAUCUAGAUUUAUUUUAUGAGAAAUUGAAAAAAUAAUAGAAUAUUGUAAAUUAAUUUCGUUUGAAAUUAAAAUUUUUGACAGUGAUAGGACAAUUUUUUUUUUUUUUUUU